This is a messenger RNA of Paramormyrops kingsleyae, 5473 nucleotides long. NCBI's taxonomy places the organism in Eukaryota, Metazoa, Chordata, Actinopteri, Osteoglossiformes, Mormyridae. The record is from RefSeq and is a predicted model, not a curated record.
UUCAUCAUUCUCUACGCUGGCAAAUGUUACCAAGUCGGUUAUGUUGUAGUAAACCCGGCAAGGCGGCAGCUCUCCGUCAUACCAUGAGACCCGGGGCAGCCCAUCAUUUGCUCUUAAUGUGGUAAUGAUACGUGUUCAUAGACGAUCCAGCUCAUUGCCUCGUAACAUGGCUUGUUUACUAGGCGCAAAUCACAGUCUCUCAUUAUUAUCCAUCAGACGCCGGUACAUGAGGCAUACAAAUAGCAAUCUGCACGGAGAGCUCAGCGCCCGGAGAGGAUGAGCCUACCUUCAGUACACCGGCUUCUGACCGCAUGGCCACGACAUGAGGCAUUAGUGUCUAUUACUGCUUUCUCAUUCAAUCCACUCCCCCUUUCCAGAGGGUAGGGGCAAAAUAAACGCGCACACCCAUCCGAUCGCCGUGGAAAACAAGUAGCCGGCUGCCCCCCCCCGCUCCCCAGCCUCCUGUCACAUCCUACACCUGACGGGAUCCGCUGCGGACUCCAAGUGCCGGUCCCGCGGAUCCGCGUGAACUCCCUCCGGAACCGGGCCUCCGCGGGGCACCAUGAGAGAUGGGCCAGGCGUGCGGACACUCUUUCCUGUGCCGGAGCCAGCAGUAUCAACCGGCGGCGUCGGAGAUAAGGGGGCAGCAAGUAUUCCUGAGGGGAGAGGACCCACUGUCGCAUUCGGACGCCUUUCAGGAUGCUUUGCUCCGGCUCGCCUCCAUCACUGAAGCCAGUUCCCUGCGGGAUGUCAUUAAGGAGGUUCUGGAGGCAGUUCUACCCAAAGUCGAGAGCGUGUUCAUCUACCUUCUGGAUGUGGAGAGCGGUCGGCUGCUGUGUGACAACCCGCCACACGCUCUGCUGGCUGAGGGGAAGCUCAGGGAGAUGGUGACCCAGCAGAGGAGGGUGCAAUGUGCUGGGCUCCCCCCCUCGGAGCUGCAGGAGAGGCAGAGGAGCAGCUUGGCCACGCCCCUGGCACCUGACAAAAGAGUGUUGAUCAUCCCGCUUGUGGACCAGGACCAGGCGCUCGUCAUCGCCGUCAUCUUGGUGAGUGGCUUGUACCUCCGUUGCUAUGGCUUCCAGAGUCCCUGGCCUCCCCACCCCCGACAGCAGCCUGAGAAUGGAGACACCAUCUUGGGAGGGAGUAUCACCGUCCAACCAGGAGGUCACAAUAGGGUGGAGAAGAAGGGCCUGACCCAGCAUCUCCUGGACUGUUCAUGUCUGCUGGCUUUGAGCAGCGUGUGGGACAAUCAUAUGCUCUCUGUGUCCCCAGGUGAGCUGUAUGACCUAGACGCUGCUUCCCUCCAGCUUAAAGUCAUCAAUUAUCUGCAACAGGAGACCCAGUCACUCUGCUGCUGUCUGCUGCUAGUGUCAGAGGACAACCACCAGCUUUUCUGUCAGGUGGUUGGCGACAGGGUUCUGGAGGAGGAAAUCAGCUUCCCUCUGAUGUUUGGCCGCUUUGGUCAGGUGGUGGAGAAGAAGAAGAAGAUUACUCUGCAGGAUGUCAGUUCGGAGGAACACCGGCAGCUGAACAGCAUGCUGGGAUUCGAGGCCCAGUCCAUGCUGUGUGUCCCUGUCAUCAGCCGCGCCACCUCCCAAGUGGUGGCCCUGGCCUGCACCUUCAACAAGAGGGGUGGGCAGAAGUACACGGAGGAGGAUGAACAGAAGAUCCAGCACUGCUUCUGCUACACAUCCACCGUACUGACCAGCACCCUGGCUUUCCAGAAGGAGCAGAAGCUGAAGUUCGAGUGCCAGGCUCUGCUGCAGGUUGCCAAAAACCUCUUCACCCACCUAGACGACGUUUCCGUGCUGCUGCAGGAAAUCAUAGUGGAGGCCCGGAACCUGAGCAAUGCAGAGAUCUGCUCCGUGUUCCUGCUGGACAGAGUGAGUCACGAGCUGGUGGCCAAGGUCUUCGAUGGCGGGGUGGUGAAUGACGACGAGAAAGAGUUCCGUAUCCCCGCUGACCAGGGCAUCGCUGGUCAUGUGGCCACUACAGGGAAGAUCCUGAACAUCAAGGACGCCUAUUCACACCCGCUGUUCUACCGCGGCGUGGACGACAGCACCGGGUUCCGCACGCGCAACAUCCUCUGCUUUCCCAUCAAGGACGAGAAUAAUGAGGUCAUCGGAGUGGCUGAGCUUGUCAAUAAGACCAAUGGACCAUGGUUCAGCAGGUUCGAUGAGGACCUGGCCACUGCAUUCUCCAUAUACUGUGGGAUCAGUAUUGCUCAUUCUCUCCUGUACAAGAAGGUACACGAGGCUCAGUACAGGAGUCGCCUGUCCAACGAGAUGAUGAUGUACCACAUGAAGGUGUCAGAUGAAGAAGUGAUCAAACUACUUUCCAAUGGGAUCGAACCUGUGGAUGAGAUAGACCCCAGUUUCGCCGAGUUCACCUACACCCCGCGAUCACUGCCGGAUGACAGCACACCUACAAGCAUCCUAAGCAUGUUUGAAGACAUGGGUUUCCUCAACACCUACAAGAUUGACCUGCACACUCUGGCCAGGUUCUGCCUGAUGGUGAAGAAGGGCUACCGGGACCCUCCCUACCACAACUGGAUGCAUGCCUUCUCCGUCUCCCACUUCUGUUACCUCCUUUACAAGAACCUGCAGCUGGCCAACUACCUCGAGGACAUUGAGAUCUUCGCCCUCUUCGUGUCCUGCAUGUGCCACGAUCUGGACCAUCGAGGGACUAACAACUCCUUCCAGGUGGCCUCGGAAUCGGUGUUGGCAGCCCUGUACAGCUCAGAAGGUUCUGUGAUGGAGAGACACCACUUUGCCCAGGCAAUUGCCAUUCUGAACACCCACGGCUGCAACAUCUUUGACAAGUUCUCCAGAAAGGACUACCAGAGAAUGCUGGACCUCAUGAGGGACAUUAUCCUGGCCACGGACUUGGCUCAUCACCUUCGAAUCUUCAAGGACCUGCAGAAGAUGGCGGAUGCGGGUUACAGCCCCAAGAACCACAACCACCGCAGCCUCCUCCUCUGUCUGCUCAUGACCUCCUGCGACCUCUCAGACCAGACCAAAGACUGGAAGACCACCAGGAAGAUAGCGGAACUCAUCUACAAGGAAUUCUUCUCCCAGGGAGACUUGGAAAAGGCUAUGGGAAACCGGCCCAGUGAGAUGAUGGAUAGGGAGAAGGCCUACAUUCCAGAACUUCAGAUCAGCUUCAUGGAGCACAUUGCAAUGCCCAUCUACAAACUACUUCAGGAUAUAUUCCCGCGAGCGUCGGAGCUGUACGACAGAGUGUCCGCCAAUCGUGAGCAGUGGACCAAGGUCUCCCACAAGUUCACCAUUCGCGGGUUGCCGAGCAACAACUCGCUAGACUUCUUAGACGAGGAAUACGAGCUGCUGCGGGCGCAGGAGGCGUCGAGCGAGGACGCGCACAGGAUGAACGGCUGCGUGGAUGCGGACGCGGAGUGACACGCGGUGCGGAACCGGGCGCGUCCCGUACCGGUGCCAAUAGAGAUACUGCCACAAGACAGCCGUCUGCGACCGCAGAGCGAAUGUUAAGUUCUCAAGAUGUUAAUAGUGUAAAUCAGUGGUGGCUUUUUCUGACAUUAUAUCUUGUGUCGUUCUUCAUUAUGGUGAUGUCUCAGGAUGGUAAUUCCAGUUCUGUAAAUCUGAAGUGUGUGUUUAUUCCACUUUUAAACGGCAAGAUGUGGCGGCCGGAGGUCCCGUGUCUUUUUAUUGUACAGAAUACGAAAAGCAUACAUUUCAGGGUCCGUUUACUUUUGUGAAUUUGUACACGUACAUUAAAAUGAAACAUUUCGAGCUGAACAUCUAGAGAUGUGCACAGUAUAGAGCAGCUUGAAAACAUAGAUAAACAAAGAUAGACUUAAAACCUGGGGUUUCCCCUGAUUAUCAGUUAUUACGGCAUUACUACGACAUAGUGAUCGUGUUACAUUUUAGUAUGGAUCUUUAACGAUCGGAUUGUUUUAGAGAACAUCACUUUUUGUAUUUUUCAUACAUUAUUAUACAUUCAAGAGAAUUUACAUUUAAGAGAAUUUAACUCCUGUGCCAUCUUUCACGUAAACCUUUAGUACUGAAAACGUGAAUUUGUUUGUUUUCGUUGCUUAUUGAUGCACACAUCUGCCGAAUACAUUUUUCUUACCUCCUAACCAACACAAAAAGUAGGCAAGUAGGGAAGGGAGUUACAUUAUUGUUCUUGCUCUUACAGUACACCGGGUUUGUGCAUUUUGUACUCGUUAGUCAUACGCGUUAACAUUUAUCUUCUUUUGGUUUGCUAAAACCACUCAGUGCGACGAAAGCCCUUUAAAAACCUCCUUUAACGUUGAUACCAGCACAUAUUGCACAGUGAUAAUAAGGUGUCAUCCUAUAGAGCAGCGAUGACAUCACCAUCACAUGUGGCGUCGGGCGACACUGACCCACACGCAGAAAAAACGUACGUCAGCUUUACUAGGCACGCGGAUGUGUACAUAUAUUUAUGAGGAUAAGGGCUAUGACGCUCUUUGAGGCAUCACUAGUCAGUACCGAAGCCUGACAAAUUGUGUAUUAUAUUGAUUUGCCUUAUAUCUCAGUUGCCUUUAGUAAGACGUCUUACUAUGUAUGAAAUAUACUUUUACAAUGUACCAAUGUACACUUUCUGUUGGCGCGGGUAGGUACUGUAAGCCUCCAUGCAGUGUUAUAAAAAAAUCCCAGUGAAUUUAAACCUUUACAAAUGCUAUGUAAUUUAAAAAAAACUAAAUGAAAUUUAGCGCGAAACACUUCCAGAUUAAGAAAUACUACUGAUAUUUUCCAUUCAGGUAAACUGGUCGCGCUAAUUUCAUAAUGAUGCGUGUGGUAAGACUGGGAUUUCGAUGCUGUAGGCCCUUUGGCACCUUAUAAAUCCCUAUAGGUAUUAAAUCUUAUCAUAACUACUCCCAUGCUUAACUGAGAACAUGUGUCACUACUGUACGACAUUGUCACGACAUUACAGCUGUUAAUAUAUGGUCAUUACCAGAAUAACGGGAUUAUUGAAAUUGUACAUAGAAUUUCAAUUGUUUGAAUCAGAUUCAGGUAGAUCUCAAAGAAUAUGCUCCUGUACUUUCAUACUUGUGGGUUCAGCUUUGAUUUUAGUCCAAACUCGGUUUUUCUGAUUCAUUUGGCCUCGUUAUGUGUAAUCACGCGUUUUCCCUUGUGCAAUAUAACGUUAAUUGCUGCUUUCGUGGGUGUGUCGUGUACUCCGAUGUAAAUAUGGUUUGUUUUUAAAUUAUUCAUUUUCGAGUAUUUUCAUUUAUGAAAUAUAUAUAUUCUGGUAUUUGUAAGUUUAUAUCUAUCUAUACAUGUUAGCUUCAAAUUAUUUUCCGCCCUUAAACGUACAGGAUGUUGUUGUGCCAAUCUCUGAAAGGGUUUGUACAUGGAGAUUUUGAACCUGUACCGAGUGUCUAAUUGUUCUAAGUGGCAAAUAUACAUACAUGUAAAUAGUAAUGAAAUGUUUCUCAGUUAUACAUGCUUAUAAUAAAACUAUCAGACAGGAA